AUGGAGGCGAUACAAAGCGUUUAUAUUUAUAAUAACGUUUCCAAUAAUCUAAACGGACUUGUAACUGUUUGCAAAGCAUUAAAUACACUUACUGGUUGUCUCCUCGAAAAUAACUUGAAUGUGGAUGUUUGCCUUAGUGCUCAAUGGCUCUUACAUAAUGACAAAGAUCCGGAGUUAGCUUAUCAGUAUGCAAUGUUAAUGAAACAGCUUAGAUGGCAAUGUGGAGCUGGAUUUUAUCUCGCAUUUGACAACUGGGACGGGUGUAUCAUAAAAACAUAUAGUCAAAAUAAAGCACUUUUUAAGUGUAUUGACAGUUUUCGAGCCAAUGCAAAUGAAGCGCCGGCAUCAGAUGUAUGUAAUUAUGCUGCAACUGGUCGAAGAUGUUAUCAACAACUGUUCUAUCAAACUUGUCCUGGUAUAGCUGCAGCUGCUUAUUAUGGUUGUGAAUCAUUUCGUCAAUAUGUAUUGGCUGAAUAUCCACAGUGUAUACAAUACUGUGAAGCUGCUUCAUUACUGGUAGCACAGGCUGCACCGUCAGCCACAAUUGGCUGUGAUUCAGUACAAUUGAACAGAUGUACUGCAGUUUUGGCACGACAGAUUGGACCACCUUUAGAGAGCAGUCUCGUUUGGUUGGACCCGACAUAUUUUAACGACAUUUUAGAGCAAAAACUAGCCACUGGAGAUAUUUACAAAUUAUCAACUAUUUGCAAUGGGCUACAACUAUUCUAUUCUUGUCUGGGCAGAUAUAUGAAGCCAUGUAUAAGUGUCAAAGGCCUAAAUACAGCCAAACAAAUGGAUCCAUAUUCAGCGUAUGCAUAUAUCGGUUACCUCAACAUGUGGAGAUUCCAGUGUGGUGCUGGAUUCUAUGCGUUGGAAAAAACUGGAGCAUUUGACUGUGUGAAAAAUACGAUGGUCAAUCAAAUGGCGAAACUCAACGAAGCAGUUAGCACCUACAAAAACAAUGUGGAGCAUGAUCCAACACAUGCCUGCAAGUACUAUUUUGAAAUCGUUCUCGAGAAAGUUACAACAACUGCAUUCUGUUUUGGUACAGCUGCAGCUUUUAAUUAG
This is a messenger RNA of Enterobius vermicularis (human pinworm), 1068 nucleotides long. The record is from the annotation of a GenBank genome assembly. NCBI's taxonomy places the organism in Eukaryota, Metazoa, Nematoda, Chromadorea, Rhabditida, Oxyuridae.